UCUUCACUUCUUAGGUACAACACAGUCUGACAGAGAGGGAUGUCCUCAUUGAAAUGAGCAGGCAGUGUACUACCUUAGCAGUCAUCUACAAAAUACAGGAAUUAAAAAACAGUUUGGAAGAAAUAAAGGAGGACAAGCUAACAAAAGAGCAGCUUGAGCAGAUUUUUCAGCUUCUUAUGGAUUGUACCAAAGCAUCUACUAUGCCUGUGAACUCCAGUCCUCUUCAGAGCCCAACACCCAUCCAAGCAGCUGACAGAGUUGCCUUCCUCCUGGAGUUGGCUCUGCUGGCCUUGCAAGUGAAGCAUAAGGAAUUAGCUGAUGACUGUUUGAAAGAGCUAAAGUCGUCGGGAGAGGCUAGUAUUGGCCAACACAUAAUUAUGGAAUGUAUCAACUGUGAGAAUAACCUCCUGAAGAGAGAGGCGAAGAUGAACGACUAUUCCAAAUCCAGUGUGGAGGCCCGGCUGAAGGAUAUUGGCAAGCUGGAUCAGUGGCUGCAGACUGCAGUGAGGGAGAGGGACCCUCAGGCCAUGCAGGCAGUUUGUGCUACCCAGUGGAGCCUCUGUCUGCCCCUCUUGCAGCACAACCUCAGGAAACGUAUCAAGACACCUCUGCUCAGGGUGGCCCAAGUACUGGAAGACAUGCAAAGUACGUUGCUGGAGAUGCGCUGUCAAGUCCACUCAGAGCUAGCAGUUAUUGAAGAGGAGGACGGACGCCUUGAGGCUUCUUUGACUCACCUUCAGAAAGCCAUGCUGCUGGAUAACGGGACACAACGAGAACGCCUGUCGUCUGCUUUCCGCCUCCUGCAGCUCAGAGGAACCCUCUACCAAACGCCCUCCCGGACCAAGGACAAAGCCGCUAUGCUUAUGCAGCAGGCCAGGGAUAUGCUGCCCCAAGACAGGACAAACAUUCGUCCCAUCCUGGUUGCUGUGGGUCUUCUUUUGGCCCCUGAUGAUUUCCAGAUGGUGCUGGAUGCUGACAACACCUCCAAAAUUCCUGUAGGCAGUCAUGGAUCUGGACCAGUGGCUCAGCUCUCUGCAAAGGCUCAGCAUCACUCUGCAUGUGUACAGAAGGUCGAUGGACACCUGGCCAGAAAAGGAGAUGACACAGACAACACAGAGAGCAUGAUGUUGUGGGCAACACUGGUGAAGACAGCCAGGAAACUGGAAGUUUGGGAUGUGUGCCGAGCUGCUUGCCGAUUCUGUUUGCUUUACGAUGAUGGAAGAUGGAAGAUUUCCAAGACUGACCAUCCAGAAUGUGGAUGCAAGGAGGAAGAAAGCUGUGCAGAAUGUCUUGAUAGUUGCAAUGGACGCCAAACCUGUGUGAGGGAUUUUCUGCGCCUUUUAGCUGAAAUCUGCUUCAUCAGUGCUGAGGCCACCGUCCAAAAGUUGCUAACAGAGGGGGUGCAGCUUAACAGCCCUGUUGUACCUGCAAUGGAAAGUGAGCUGUGCCUGUCUGAAGAGGAUCCACACUGGGUUGUUUACAGAGACUGGAUCCAAGCUCUGUCUGCCUACGGCACCUCCAACUUCUUGCGGGCAGCGGAGCUCGGAGUAGAGAUCAGAGAGCCGUGGGUGGUGGCUAAUGCAGCCAUUUACCUGUGGAACUACAGCAGCCACUUGUUGGCAGCUGGGGAGUACCAAUGCCUGCUGCCCACCUUCCAGAGUCUGGUGGCAAUGCUCCAAAAGAUUAAGUUCACUGGGAAUCGUGCUUUGUUUGUGCUGCUGUGUGAUGCUGUGGCCCGAGGGUUGAUCCAGCCUCUUUGUAGACCUGACAGCACUGAGCUAGCCCCGCCAGGAGACAAGGACAUAAACAAACCUAAGAAGGGGAUGGAGAAGGCUGCCGCUGUCAGUGGGGUUCUCUUAGACCCUGUUGCCCUUCAGGAUGUCCACAAGGCAUCAGAGCUGUGUGACUACGCCCUUUGCAUAUCCAACAUCCCAGGGGAGACCGUUCCCAUCGCAGCAAGGAAGCAGGUAGUGGCCACAUGGGUGCAGAUCAAGAGGCUCUUGCAACAGCAGAUUGGCUCAAAGAUGGACAAUAAGGAUGAGAGUGAGAAUGACGAAGUGUCAGUGAUGACGCGUGUGCUGGUUGGAGUGGAAAUGCUCCAGUGCAAUAGGGACCCGAGGCAUAUGGAGUUCUCUGUUCCCAGUCUCUCAACACUGGUGAGCAUGGCAUCUGAAUGCAGCUGGACUGACGCUGUGGUGAAGUUGCAUGUGUUGUGCCAGCUGGCUGCCUUCUGCCACAAUGCCAAGAACCACAGCUUGGUGUUGUGCUGCACCAAGAACGCUCUGCAACUGGAAGAAGCAGCAGCAAAAAGCCUCAACACCAUGCCCUGUGUUUUGUAUGGCCUGACUGCGGUGAAUGAGAUGCUGAGUAUUGCCUGUUGUUUGAGGGGUUUAAGUUUAGUCCAUGAGUCCAAUGGAGAUCUACACACUUACAGAGAGGCUUUGAGGGUGCUUCUGUCCAGUGUCAGCUAUGCAGAGAAGGCUGAGAAUCCAGCAAUGUGUGUCACUGCUGCCAGGCAUUACUGGAACACAUGUUUACCCCUGACACAGACUCCUGAGGAUAGAUGGCAACUCCAAGAGUCCCUGGAGAAGAUUCUGUUUGCUCUGGUUCACACUAACACAAAACAUGCAAAUAAAAGGGGCAGAGUGAAAGACUUGCUGACCUCGACAGCACUGCCUCUCGGGAGUUCUAAACGUGAAGCAACAGAUGAAGAGGACCUAAUCCUGAAAGCAGCCAUUUACAGCUUGUUGCUCCACAACCACAUUGAUAAAUCAGCCUGGAAAAGUGCUUUGCAGCUGCUGGACCAAGCAAUUAGAGACAUGCCUAUCACCAAACACCGACUACCUCUGCUGAAACACCGAAUUCUGGUAAAAGCACGACUGGGAGAAAAUGUACUGACAGACAUGCAGAUGUUACAAGACGAAGGAGAGCAGUGCUGUUCAUUUAUGUGGCACCAGGUGGCACUGUGUGCUGGCAGUCUAACCCAACAGCUCACCUGCUACCAGAAAUCCAUCACCUCUUUGUUGAAUGUAGAGACUCAGUGGCAGAAGGUCAACCUUCUACUAGAGUUUGGAGAGUGGCUGUACUGUCACAACUUCCCCAAAGACAAUGCCCAACACCAGGUCCAGUGGGCCAUAGAUAUCCUUCUACACUUGGAAACUGAACAUGCAGAAGGAGCAGAGGAUAAGUCGAAAAAAAUGGAUUUAAGCUCUGUGAAAUGUGAGUCCCUGGUGGGAGUCCAGGGCUUGUUAUUCACACAAAGUUUGUCAAAUCUGAAGGAGGUGCGGCACCUUGACAGCUUAGUACGAGCACACACUCUGCUCGCUGUCAUGGCAGACAAGACCUCACCUGAGCACCAGCUUAACCUGCUCAGAGCCUACAGUUUUGUGCUUCAAAUAUGGCAGGUGUCCAUGGCAGUGGCUUGUGAGAUUUCCAAUGAGAUGGCAAAGAGCCAGCCACCCCAGCCUCCUCCCUCUGGUGGAUCCAAAAAAGACAAAGACAAAGGCAAAAAAAUAAAAGAGCCUCCCCCGUCAGAAGAGAGACCUAAACCUGUUUCCUUGGAUCCGACAAUUCCUUCCAGCCCAAAGGACUGGGCUCGCUACGUCUGUCCUGACCUGGCCAGGCAGAUCUUCAGAAGCAACAUUAACCUCCACUGUAUCAAUCCACAGAGCAUACCAAAGCAGACUCAAAGCCUGUUUUAUCUCAACCUUCUGGAUAAAGAGCUCCACUCACUCUCACUCGACCACCUGACCCUACCGAUAAUGCAUCUAGCUGAGACCAUUGCUAAUGACCUUUUGGAUAGGAGGAGCCUCUCCGACCUCUACCGACUUAGAAUUCUAAGGACUUGUUGUCAGCUGGGUUUGGAGACACAUUCACCAUAUCAGGAGAAGCUCCUGAAUCUGAGUAGAAUCCAAGAACAAGAGCGGAUGGGGUGCCGAAAAGCGAUUGCUGUUUUACAUGAGAGGAGAGGCUUUCUCAAAGCUUACAAUCAGAAAGGUAAGGUGGAUGAAAAGGCUGCGUCUGGGCAGCAAAGUAUGGAUGUGUGUGCUCAGGACAUCUGGCUGGACAAAGCUGAGGUUUGCCUCAGCAUGGGGCUCUUCCAACCAGCCAGGCAGCUCCUGGCAGAGGCCCACUUUGUGGCUAUGGAGCUUGGAGACCAGAAAGCAAUGGCUAGAAGCUUGCUCAGUCUGGCCAUUCUGGCUUGUGAAGAGGAGGACAAUGCCCAGGCUUUGAACCUGCUGGAUAAAGCCCAAGCCCUCGGUGGGGAUGAGGAGUUCUGGUACCAGCUCACCCUCACCAAGGUCAGAGCUGUAGUGGGCAAGAGAGACGAGGACGCACACACCAAGGCUGAUCAGAUUAUAAAACAAGGCUGUGGUGCUCUGAAGCUGGUCAUGGAGCAGAGGGUAAACAGAGUCCCAGGAAUCACAUUCCUGAUCACCUCAUUAGAGAUGAGAGGUGCCAUCGAAUGUAUACGAUCCGUUGCUGGUGGGGAACCUGGAGGGCCACUCAGCACCGAGGUUGUCGAGAGGAUAAUGGCUGCCUGUGAUACACUCAGAGAGUGUGCCAGUGGUUUCACCAAACUCAGCUACAGAGAACAUGCAGCCGAGGCACGUGUAGAGUUCGCACAUGGUCUGAGAAUCCUAGCCAACCAUACUACUUACACAGAAGACAAACAACGCUUCCUUCUUGAUGGCCUUUCCCAAAUGCAGCUAGGUGUUGCAGAGCAGGAACAUGUGGCAAUGAAUGCUCAGAGACUGCUCACCUCACAGGAGGAGAGUCAUGGACUGUCACUGAAAGCCAUGCGGAGGCUGCUGCGUCUGCGAGUGGCCCUGGCAGAAUUUUGUUUGGCCGUGCUGGAGGAACAUUGUGCUGAAGAGAAACGCCAAGCUCUGGCCCGCGAGAGGAAGACCUCUGCUGAGAUAGCACUGGAGGAGUUUACACGCUGCACACCUGAGCCAAACUCUAUAAAACAGGAAUGGGUGAGUGUUGUCAGUACCUUGGGGCAGGUGGCUCUGGGCCAGCUGGCUACAGUCAGCUCUCACUCCCUGGACAACAUGGAGACCAAAGCAUGCUGCCUGAGUCUGAUGGGAAAGUACUUAAGACUGCUGGCUGUGCAAGAGGACCCCAUUUAUCUGUGUGCUCUCUGGGACAGACACAAACAGAAGGAGGCCUGGGCUUACCCUAAAGCUAUUUACAUGGAAGAGGAAAAAUCAGAGAAAGAGAAAAACAGAGAAUCAAGCAAAAGAGAGCCAAGGGUGACCUCUGCCAAAAGUGCUGAGCUGCAGCAGGGGAGGAGGCAUAGAGCCCAGCAGCUGUUGGCAAGGGCCAGUAAGGCUCUGGCUGAGGCCAUCAACCUGUGUCUCCAACACAAGCUGCCUUCCUCAAUCCUGGCUGAUGCCUCUCUCAACAUGUUGGAGUGUCAUGGCCAGUCUGACCCUGCAGUGGCAGGUCAAUAUAUUGCCCUGUUUCAGAGCUGCUGCACUGCCGCUAUGAUGGCCGAGGUCCUACGUUCUGCUUGUGCUGGCACUAGAGUGUCCCAGCUCUCCGCUCUGCUCUGCCUUCACAGGAAGCUGCUCCUCUCUCAGGAGGAGAGGCCCAGCAGCAUGCUUAAGGGAGUGGAAGACUCCCUCAACAGCCUCUCCAAGGCCUUUAGCCACCUGACCAUCUGUCCCAGCCACCUAAAUAUCCUUGCAGAGCUCCCGCCUAACCUGAAAAUCCUGCUGCUUCAGCACUCUGAAGAUGGGUCAGAACUUUAUGGAGCUUUCUAUGAGAUGACCAAAGUUCCAAAUCAAAAGGGAAAGACUACACAAGUUACAGGUACCCUGACGUGUUCUAGGGUGGCCAAGGUUUCAGUCUACCCACAGGCUCUGCUGGCACUGAGGGAGCAAACCCGGACCUUUGGCCAGGAGACAAGACAUGCUCUCCUCAAGCAAGCCUGUUGGCACAGUGCUGAGGGCAGGCUGGAGGCCUCAGAGGAGCAUCAUGUUUUUCCCCGUAAUACUGCUGCAGAAAAAAUGUUAGGACCCCACUUCAGAGAAAUUGUACAAGAUAUGGAAGACUAUUUGAAUCCACUUCUCACACAGUUUGACUUCUCAUGCUUAAGGCCCCAGGCGGCAUCACUACCAGUCCCUGAGAUGACCAAAGCCAAAGAUAAAGAAGAGAAAGGGAGUUCAGGUAAAUUACCAGAAGAACCAGGGGAGUAUGUAAUUUUGCUGGCAGACAAGAAGUUACUUGAGUUGCCACUGGAAGCCUUGUCCAUUCUGCAGGACGAAAGCCUGAGUUCUGUGUCACGAGACUUCUCCCUCCAGCUUCUCCACAGUCGCCUGAACAGAUUAGAACCAGACAAAGUUGAAAGUGACAACAAAAAGGAGACCAAAGGUGGCAAGGGAACUAAGGGGAAGGGAGAUCAAAGCCAAGCCAUCAAAGUGAAUCAAGUGUUGCCUUCUAACACCUUCCCAGUGGACAUACGUAAACUUAAAUAUGUUGUUGACCCUCACAAUGAAGGCUACUUUGAAGGGACCAGUCUAUGCACGAGGAUGCAGGAGUUUUUGGAAACCCACAGCCAGCAUUUUACCCAUCUGUGGGAGGGCUUCAUGGGCAGCAAACAAACGCCCAGUCUGUCGAAGAUGGAGCAGCUGCUGUGCAGAUGCAGUGCCUUCAUUUACCUGGGGAUGGAGCGCUUCAUGGCAAACAUUCCACCUGCCAAACUGGCAGCCCUCAAUCUGUCUGAAUGUCACAUGGCUCUGCUCUUUGACUUGGUUCAGAACAAUGCCAGUGUUCUCCGCCAAUCAAACCUUGACCUGCACAAGAGUGAAGGACAGUUUGACCUGGAAAAGCCCCUUAAGACUGCUCUGCUGUUCAGUAUGGAUGGUGUUGGCUGUAUUGCACUCAACCAGUGGCACAGCAGCCUUCAACAGAACACACACAUGAUGGCCAAUGUCCUAGACAAUCUACUGAGGGUCAGACAGACCUCUGGCCAGACUAUCCAUGCCCUGAGGAGAAGGGACAGCUCAGAGAAACCACAUCAUAUGCUUACAGGAUCAUAUGAUCAAGUGCUCCUUGCUGACUCAAAGGAAGAUGAUGUUCACCACAAAACGACUGUCACACCAUCAGCCUUCAACUGCAUUCUUUAUGGACUCCCUAACCUAACUGUCAUGUAAUAUGCUGUUUAUCCUAAUUUUAUUUCAUUUCAUUUUUCAUAUGAUUACAGGAAUACAUAUCGGCUUUGAAGAUAUUACUCUCUGCAAAACACUAAAGCUACUGUAGAAUGAGCGAGUUAGAUUUUCAUCAAAAGUGAUCCUCACUUCUACGUUUUCCACUGUCAUUUCUUAACAAUACUGAUUUUAUACUUGAUGUUUUUUUUACGUUUUUUACGUUAGACGUAACUCCAUAAAAAAGGCUGAAGCUCUCAGGGCUCUGGGAGAGGGUAGAUUAUAGAUAUUCAUCUAUACAGUACAUGGCUUGGAUUAAAUGCCAAUGUUACUGCUUACCUUGUCCGGACAAGUUGUACCUUUGGUAUCUCUGCCUUGCAGAUCGCACUCAGUAUAGUGCAUAGUGUAAACGUGAGAAAUGAAUCUCAGGGCCAGUAAACACUCUGACAGGACCAGCAGCCCUGCUCUAACAUAACAGAAAUCCUGCAAUAAGAUGACUGAGCUGCAAAACAAAGGCUCAUAGUGAGGUAUGCUUUGCAUGUAGGAUGCAGCUUUAUCUUGCAGCUGUAAUUGAAGUUCUGUUAUUGCUUGUAAUGUCUAUUUACUCAAUCCUUGUUAAUGGUAGCUGAUUUAGUCUCUUGUUGAAAGUAUUUACUUCAGUUAUGUUGUCUUGACUCGUGACAUGAAAUUAUCUUUUAAUUAAACAA
Molecule: messenger RNA, 7858 nt
Organism: Etheostoma spectabile (orangethroat darter)
Lineage: Eukaryota; Metazoa; Chordata; Actinopteri; Perciformes; Percidae
Product: cilia- and flagella-associated protein 46
Exons: 53
Coding region: 54-7160 (2368 amino acids)
Biological process (GO): axoneme assembly; cilium movement involved in cell motility
Molecular function (GO): protein binding
Source: RefSeq, a predicted model, not a curated record